AUGGUUCUCCACAUCGUGGUGUCUCCAGGAGCUGACCUGCAAGCGGUGGAUGCCAUGAAGGGCAAGACAGCCAGGGAGUGGGCAAUCUUCACCGGCAACUUCGAGACGACAGUGCGGAUCAGGACCCUCCUGCGACGCCCGCGCGCGGAGCAGUUCGGAACGCAGUACAAGCCCGAGUGGCCCGCCCUGGCCGAGCUGGUGGCCAAGGCCCUGAGCCCCAAAUCCAGCAGCAGGAGGAUGCUGGAGAAGAUCCAAUCCAUGUUCACCAUCAACAUCCCUCGCGACCCCGAGGAGGACGGUGUGUUGGACCACAUGGUGCGGAUGACCACGUCCCUCGCCAGCCCCUUCGUGACCACUGCUUGCCAAACCGUCUGCCCCGACAGCCCACCCGAG
Molecule: messenger RNA, 393 nt
Organism: Acanthisitta chloris (rifleman)
Lineage: Eukaryota; Metazoa; Chordata; Aves; Passeriformes; Acanthisittidae
Gene: ANKRD33
Product: ankyrin repeat domain 33
Exons: 1
Source: RefSeq, a predicted model, not a curated record